CGGCGCCGUGCCGCCAUGCCGCCCUCCGCGAUGCCGCUGCUGCUUCUGCCGCUUCUGCCGCUGCUGCUGGAGGCGCUGGCGGUGCCCGGCCCGGCCACAGCGGCGGCGGGGGGCUGCGGGCCCUGCGAUCCGGCGCGGUGCCCGGCGCUGCCGGCGCGGGGCUGCCCGCUGGGCCGGGUGCGGGACGCCUGCGGCUGCUGCUGGCAGUGCGGGCGCGGCGAGGGCGAGGCGUGCGGCGGCGGCGGCGCUGCGGGGGGACGCUGCGCCCCGGGCCUCGAGUGCGUGAAGAGCCGCCAGCGCCGCAAGGCCAAGGCCGGCCCGGCGCUCCCCGCCGCCGGCCCGCCCGGCGUGUGCCUCUGCAAGAGCCGCUACCCGGUGUGCGGCAGCGACGGACUCACCUACGGCAGCGGCUGCCAGCUCCGCGCCGCCAGCCUGCGCGCACAGAGCCGCGGCGAGCCCGCCAUCAGCCAGCGCAGCAAGGGAGCCUGCGAGCAAGGACCCUCCAUCGUGACUCCUCCUAAGGACAUCUGGAAUGUGACAGGAGCACAAAUCUACCUGAGCUGUGAAGUCAUUGGCAUCCCAACCCCUGUCCUCAUCUGGAACAAGAUAGUUCGAGGACAGUAUGGUGUCCAGAGGAUGGAGCUUCUGCCUGGGGACCGGGAGAACUUGGCUAUCCAGACCCGUGGGGGCCCUGAGAAACACGAAGUGACUGGCUGGGUGCUGAUAUCUCCUCUGAGCAAAGAGGAUGCUGGGGAAUAUGAGUGCCAUGCAUCUAAUGCCAAAGGAGAGGCAACAGCUUCUGCGAAAAUCCACGUUGUGGAAACUCUGCAUGAAAUAGCCUUGACCAAAGGUUGAUGAUGGUGCAGAGCUGUGAUGUGAGGACUUUCACUUACGCACAGUUUUAAAUUAGUAUUUCGGAAAGCUGCAAGCUCUGGCUUUUUCUAGCUGACUAACCAAUCCCUCUUAACUCCCUUUUUCUGUGAGUCCCAAUUUGCUUGCACACUUCUUUCACAGAUACACAAAUAGAAUCACAAGUUUGAUUACAAAUUUUAAUUCUAUUUACAAGAAAUAAACAUACUUUUGAACAGCA
Messenger RNA from Corvus hawaiiensis (hawaiian crow), 1090 nucleotides. RefSeq names its product insulin like growth factor binding protein 7 (gene IGFBP7). Gene Ontology annotation, biological process: regulation of cell growth; regulation of signal transduction. Gene Ontology annotation, cellular component: extracellular region. Gene Ontology annotation, molecular function: insulin-like growth factor binding. The record is from RefSeq and is a predicted model, not a curated record. The transcript has 5 exons. The coding region runs from base 16 to 855 and encodes 279 amino acids. NCBI's taxonomy places the organism in Eukaryota, Metazoa, Chordata, Aves, Passeriformes, Corvidae.